This is a messenger RNA of Talaromyces marneffei, 732 nucleotides long. RefSeq lists its product as uncharacterized. The transcript has 5 exons. The coding region runs from base 1 to 732 and encodes 243 amino acids. NCBI's taxonomy places the organism in Eukaryota, Fungi, Ascomycota, Eurotiomycetes, Eurotiales, Trichocomaceae. The record is from RefSeq and is a predicted model, not a curated record.
AUGUCUUCUGUGGCGACUCUUGAGCAGAAACUCAAGGCUUUAGAGAGCCUGUCAGCUUGUGAUGUUUCAGAUGCAUUGGUGAAAUUACAAAAAGGACCUGCCGGUAGUCCAGUAAGAGCAGGUCAAUUAGCUGAUAUCAGCCCAAUGUCCCCCUUCAUUGGCCGACAAGCAAACAAAUCCAAGAUAAUCGCACCAGCCGUCACUUUUAAAUUCAUCCCAAAGGGGGAUGCUGCUCCAACAGUUUCAGAUCCUGAAAAGAAUGGGUUUCCUCCUGGGAAACAUUGGGUUGACUGGAACCAGCCAGGCACCAUCGCCGUUCUUGAUCAACCUGCAGAACAGUAUUGUGCUGUUCUUGGUGGAAUCAUGGCAGCAAGAAUGUCAUAUAUUGGAGUCAAAGCUGUUGUGGUUAAUGGCAGGGUAAGAGACUUGGCAGAAUUGAGUGCUUCGGGACUACAUGUAUGGUCAAAAGCAACAUCUACAGUAGGUACCGGAGCUGAGGCCAAAGCCGGCUUGCGAAAUGUCCCCAUUGACUUUAACGGGGUGACCGUUGACACCGGAGAUAUCGUCUUCUGUGACCCGCUAGAAGGGGUCGUGGUGAUACCAAAAGACCUACUCGAUGAUGUUUUGGAGCUGUCUCCAAAGCUCAUAGCUCAGGAUGACAAGGUCAAGGCAGAUGUGGAGAAGGGCAUGUCAGUGUUCGAGGCGAUGAAAAAGUAUCGUAACAUUUUAUAG